This is a messenger RNA of Trematomus bernacchii (emerald rockcod), 1374 nucleotides long. RefSeq lists its product as uncharacterized. The transcript has 4 exons. The record is from RefSeq and is a predicted model, not a curated record. The coding region runs from base 1 to 1260 and encodes 419 amino acids. NCBI's taxonomy places the organism in Eukaryota, Metazoa, Chordata, Actinopteri, Perciformes, Nototheniidae.
AUGUCGGAAGGAGAAACCCCGCUGGGUCAGGCCCUCCAACGUCUCGCCCACAUGCAGGAGACCACCACAGCAUUGCAGCGACAGCAGAGCGAGGCUCUGCUCGGGAUCGCCUCGAGCCAGCGCGAGGACCGGGCCCUCCUACGGGAGCUGCUGCAGCGUCCGGCCGCCCGGGAGGCCGAUCCCGCAACCAACCCGGCCCGACCGCCUUCGAUUGCCCGAACAUCUUCACUGGACAUGUCCUCUCAAGCUACAGAAGACAACUCCAAAACAGUGGAGGAUCUGAAGAAGCAACUGCAGGAGUUAAGAGUCCAGCGAGAGUUUUGCUUACAGCGGUUUGCUGGCUCCGACGACAACAUCCGAUUCUAUACCAGAUUCCCGAGCUAUAACCACCUGAUGGCCUUCUGGUCUUUGAUUGAGCCUUCAAUUCAUAAAAUGGUUCGUGUUACAAGAGCGAUAUCAGCUGCCAAGAGGAAUGAAGAAGUGGUUACACACGCACGUCCAUCAACGAGACUGCUGCUUCAGCCAAUUGACGAGUUCUUUCUUUUUCUAUGCUUCCUGUCGGUGGGUUUGAAAGAGAGGGACCUUGCAAACCGCUUCAACGUACACCAGUCCACUGUGAGCCGCAUCAUUGCAACAUGGACAAGUUUUCUUACAACUUUAUUGGGGUCACAGUGCAUCUGGCUUACACCUGCAGAAGUUCAAGCCCACCUCCCAGAGGCAUUCAAAGAUUUCCCAGACACACAGGUGAUCCUGGAUUGCACAGAGCUGAGGUGUCAAACACCAUCCUCACUCCUCCUCCAAAGUGAAAUGUAUUCUACAUACAAAUCUCACUGCACCAUGAAAGCCCUGGUUGGCAUAGCCCCACAUGGCGCAGUGACAUUUGUUUCCAGUCUGUAUGGUGGUUCUGUCAGCGACAAGGAGAUUUUCAAACAAUCUGGAAUAGCUGCGUUGUUGACUGAAAACAUGGCAGUGAUGGUAGAUAAGGGCUUCCUGAUCAGCGAUUGCUGCAAAUGCAAGGUGUACUGUCCACCUUUUCUGUCACAGCAGAAGCAAAUGCCAGCCUAUCAGGUGAGGGAGACACAGGCCAUUGCCAGACUGAGGGUUCAUGUGGAGCGUGUCAUUAGGAGGAUAAAAGAGAACAAGCUUUUUGAUGGUGUCAUCCUCCUGUCCCAUGCCUACAACAUCAACCAACUGUUUGCAGUAGCAUGUAUGCUGUCAAACUAUCAGAACAAAGCACUGGUCAAGAAAUGGGUGAAAUAAGACAAGAUGAUGACACCUGUGCAGGUAGCUGUGAUUAAGCUGGGUGAGCACACCGUAAUCCCGUGUUGCCUAACACACGCUAGUGUUUUGUUUGAAUAAAUGGUAAAUUGCAAA